GGUCUCGCAUCGCCAUUCCAACUCCAACCAUCAAACGGAGAGGACCACCGACCUCCUUCGUCCCCACCGACAGACAAGGAGGAGCUUUGGACAAAUUCAUACGGCGUCGCAUAUAAGAGCGAGGUCCGGUAUGGAGGACAGUACAGUCUUCCACGUCGCGUUGGUGCUGGUGGUCAGCCUGGCCGCGGUCACACAUGCAGCACCAUUUUCCAGUAGUGACCUCCAGCAACGACAGACCGACCUUUCUGCACUCUUCCAUUCAUCUAAAGGAGGUAUGAUCGGCCCUUUGUUCCGCGACGAUGAGCUCAGUUUGGCUUCAGGUGAUGGAGGUUGCUACUACCAGUUCCAGCACUACGACGAGGGGGACAGGAUUAUCACCAAUGAGCCUUGCCUCAAUUGUACUUGCCAUAACUCCAUGCUCAUGUGCUACUUGAAGGUAUGUCCAUUCAGCAAGCCCAUCGGACAAGAUUGUACUGUUGAGAAACGACCAGAUCAGUGCUGCCCUGUGAUCACCUGUCCUCAAGUUCCAGUGAAUCUCCAGGUUAUGCAGAUGACCUCCACAACAACCGCUGCCCCACCUGCACCAACAACUGCACUGGCCCCUUACACCGAACACGGCUGUACCAUAGAAGGAAAAUACUACCCGGAUGGUGCUCAGGUCCCCGGCGUACCAGGAAAGCCAUGCGAGUUAUGCUAUUGUAUCAGAAACCACACGGCGUGCGUUAUGCAGGAAUGUAUUCUCAUGGUUCAUGGUUGUGACCCCAUUUUUGAAGAUGGAGUUUGUUGCCCAGUUCGAUACAAGUGUGCUCACGACGAAGAGACAGGACUUGCAACCACGACCAUGGUUCCUGCAAUCGCCGCCAAUGGAAGCGUCAUACUUCCAACAACAACCAUACAACCGAUGCCAGUAGGAUGCAUGCACAAGGGUGAAUUCUAUGAAGAUGGUGCUCUGAUUCCGUCAGAAGAUCCAUGCGAACACUGCUAUUGUAUGAAGAGUGAUCUGGUUUGCGCCAUUCAGGAAUGUAUGUCUCCCUUGGAUGAGAUGCAAGAGAGCUGUACUCCUCGACCGGCUCCUCCUGGCCAGUGCUGUCCCGAGGCUUAUGAUUGCCCUGAACUCCCAGAAAUCACUACGAUCACGCUUGAUUAUUCAAGUCUUGCCUCGACUACCGAAAGCGUCACUUCAGACACUGCUGAAAUUACUGCAACAGAUAGCCCUACUGCUGUAGAUGUUGAUGAAACGGCAACUGGUAUUCCUACUGUGGAUGUUGAUGAAACGGCAACAGAUAGUCCCACUGCUGUAGAUGUUGAUGAAACGGCAACAGAUAGUCCCACUGCUGUAGAUGUUGAUGAAACGGCAACAGAUAGUCCCACUGCUGUAGAUGUUGAUGAAACGGCAACUGGUGCUCCUGAUGUAGAUGUUGAUGAAACGGCAACAGAUAGUCCCACUGCUGUAGAUGUUGAUGAAACGGCAACUGGUAUUCCUACUGUGGAUGUUGAUGAAACGGCAACAGAUAGUCCCACUGUGGAUGUUGAUGAAACGGCAACAGAUAGUCCUACUGCUGUAGAUGUUGAUGAAACGGCAACUGGUGCUCCUGGUGUAGAUGUUGAUGAAACGGCAACUGGUGCUCCUGCUGUAGAUGUUGAUGAAACGGCAACAGAUAGUCCUACUGCUGUAGAUGUUGAUGAAACGGCAACUGGUGCUCCUGAUGUAGAUGUUGAUGAAACGGCAACUGGUAUUCCUACUGUGGAUGUUGAUGAAACGGCAACAGAUAGUCCCACUGCUGUAGAUGUUGAUGAAACGGCAACUGGUGCUCCUGGUGUAGAUGUUGAUGAAACGGCAACAGAUAGUCCUACUGCUGUAGAUGUUGAUGAAACGGCAACUGGUGCUCCUGAUGUAGAUGAAACGGCAACAGAUAGUCCUACUGCUGUAGACGUUGAUGAAACGGCAACUGGUGCUCCUGCUGUAGAUGUUGAUGAAACGGCAACAGAUAGUCCCACUGCUGUAGAUGUUGAUGAAACGGCAACUGGUGCUCCUGCUGUAGAUGUUGAUGGAACGGCAACAGAUAGUCCUACUGCUGUAGAUGUUGAUGAAACGGCAACUGGUGCUCCUACUAUUGAUGAUCAAACAAUAACAGAUACUCCCACCAUUGAUAUUGAUGAAACAGCGACUGAUGCUCCUACUGUUGAGACUGGUGAAACUUCUGAUGCUUCCUCUGUUGAGACUGAUGGAACUGCAACUGAAGUUCCUACUAUUGAUACUGGUAUAACCACAGAUGCUCCUACUGCAGAGACAGCUACUGUUGCACCAGAAGAAAGCACUAUGUGUUAUGUCAAUGGUACAAGCUACAGCAAUAACAGCAUUGUCCCUGCAUAUACCCCUUGUCAAGACAGCUGUCGAUGCAUUAGUGGUGCUGUUUCCUGUAAACUAGUGGCUUGCCCACCUGCACCACCAGCAUUCCUCAGAUGCACCUCAGCUCCUGUUGAAGGAGAGUGUUGUCCAAGCCAUACAUGCCCACCAGUCAAUCCAGAUACAACAGAGACCCCUGGAUGCAUCAGUGAUGGUGUUGAAUAUUAUGACGGAGAAUACGUGCCUAGUUCUGAUCUAUGUUCAGACUGCUACUGUCUUGGUGGUGAAGUCAUUUGUGCAAUCCUUGAUUGUCCUCAACCCAAGGAACAAAACUGUACUGCAGUAGAACGACCUUCUGGAAGCUGCUGCCCAACAAAAUAUGAAUGUGAUGAAGUUGAUAUGCCUGACUCCUUAAGCCAAGUAACAGAUGCAGAUUCAGAGGGCAAAGUAACUCCAUCUUCCACUUUUACUGUUGGUGUGACCGAAAGUCAUACAGAAGCUACAUCCCAGGCUGGUGAAGAUGUGACAUCUACAAAGGCCCCAGUGGACGGAGCAGUUGAGGAAUCAGUAACACCAGCUAGCACUGAUGGGGAAGUUCCUGUGGAAAGCACACUCUCAACUGGUUCCCCAGAUGACAUGAUGACUGGUCCAGUGAUAGGACUAGAAACAAGAACAACAGCCCCUGAUGACUACAGUGUUCUUACUACACCUAUGACAAUCAUUACUGAGGAUGUCUCAACUCAAACAGAAAGCCCUGUUGAUCAUACUUCUGUUGAUAUCAUAGAUGAAACUACUGUCAUGUUGACUGAUACUGAUACAGCAACUACUAGCAUUCCUGAGAUUGAUCUUGCUACUACAGUUAUGGAAACGGUAGACAAAACCACUGGUACCCCUGCAGUUGAAGCUACUUCAGAGGUUCCUAUUGUUGAUGAAACUAUCCCAGUAAAUGAAACAGCUACUGAAUCCCCAGAACUUGAAAGGCCAGUGACUGAUGUUCCUAUUACUGACAAGCCGGUCACUGAUAUUCCCACUGUUGCAUCAGUUACUGAUGUUCCUGAGGAUAAGGAACCAGCCACAGAGACACCAGGUGAUCAAAUAGCCACUGAUGUACCUACACUAGGUGAGGUAACAACAGAUGUUGAUGAGACAGCUACAAGUAUUCCUGACACAGAUGGAACAGAUAUGGUUACAGAUAUCCCUGAGGAGGUUAUUUCAACAGUCAGCCUUCCUGAUAAAGAAGGUAUUCCAGGUGAGGGAAGUUGUAUGGCUAAUGGAACUACUUAUGCAAAUGGAGACACAGUGCCAGCCUCAAGGCCAUGCCACCAAUCAUGUACCUGCAAGAACAGUAUAGUGUCAUGUGAGCUGCAAGCCUGUCCUCCCCCACCUCCAGCAUUCUUGCGUUGUGCUCCUGUGGAAGAUCCAGAGCAGUGUUGUCCUUCGUAUGACUGUCCUACCAUAGAACCCGAUACCACAGAAUACCCAGGAUGCUUACGAGAUGGAAUACAAUACAUGGAAGGAGAAUAUGUUCCGAGUGCAGACAUUUGUACCGACUGUUAUUGUGUCAAUGGGGAAAUUAUUUGUGCAGUCCUCGAGUGCCCAAUGCCUGCUGGUGCAAAUUGCAAACCAAUGUCUAGAGCAACAGACAGUUGUUGUCCUUCAAAAUAUGAGUGUGAUGACUUGGAAUCAAGCACUGAUGCAGUCAAUCACACAGCUACCGAUGCCCCAGUUGAUCAGACAUCUACUGAUGCCCCAGUUGAUCAGACAUCUACUGAUGCCCCAGUUGAAGUUGACCAGACAGCUACUGAUGCCCCAGUUGAAGUUGAUGAGACAGCAACUGAUGCCCCAGUUGAAGUUGAUGAGACAGCUACUGAUGCCCCAGUUGAAGUUGAUGAGACAGCAACUGAUGCCCCAGUUGAAGUUGAUCAGACAGCUACUGAUGCCCCAGUUGAAGUUGAUCAGACAGCUACUGAUGCUCCAGUUGAAGUUGAUCAGACAGUAACUGAUGCCCCAGUUGAAGUUGAUCAGACAGCUACUGAUGCCCCAGUUGAAGUUGAUCAGACAGCUACUGAUGCCCCAGUUGAAGUUGAUCAGACAGUAACUGAUGCCCCAGUUGAAGUUGAUCAGACAGCUACUGAUGCCCCAGUUGAAGUUGAUCAGACAGCUACUGAUGCCCCAGUUGAAGUUGAUCAGACAGCUACUGAUGCCCCAGUUGAUCAGACAGCUACUGAUGCCCCAGUUGAAGUUGAUGAGACAGCUACUGAUGCCCCAGUUGAAGUUGAUCAGACAGCUACUGAUGCCCCAGUUGUUUCCAUUACAACAGAAAGUGAUAAGGAAGGAGCUGUUGAUUUGCCAGAGAACUGUGUGGUUCAAGGUUCAAUGUAUUAUGAUGGUUCCAUUGUUCCUGCAUCUUCUGCAUGCCAGGAAAAUUGCAGAUGUACCAAUGGAACUGUUAUGUGUGAACGUCCAUCCUGCCCCCCUGCACCUCCUACUUUCCUCAGGUGUUCUCCCAUCCCUCCUGAAGAUAGUUGCUGUCCAACAUAUGAUUGUCCUCCCAUCGUAGACCCUACAGUCACGGAGGCACCUCAAUGUGAAAAAGAUGGUUCCGUAUACAAUGAUGGUGAUUAUGUACCUAGCCCGAGCGAAUGUACAGACUGUUAUUGUCUAGGAGGCGAAAUUAUUUGUGCCUAUUUGGAAUGUGUUGCACCUGGAGAUAAUUGUACACCUGUUUCACAGUUGAAUAACUCUUGUUGCCCCGACAAAUAUGAAUGUGCUGAUGUGCCUGAUAGCUUAGUGUCUACAACUAUCUCACCUGUUGAAGCUUCUGCUACAGAUAUAGCCAAUGGAACUAGCCAAAGUACUGUAAUACCUGAGAUGAUUUCUACUAUCAGCACUGUGGCCCCAGAGACUGAAUUCAAACCAUCAAGUACCAUCCCAUCUGUUGCUACUGGCGAGCCAGAAACUGAGUAUACUAAUGCCCCAGUUACCACAAGUCCUGAGGGUAUUGAGAUCUCCUUCCCCACAGACAGGGUAACCACUGAUGUUGAUGCAGUCAGUUCUGUCAUUACAGAGGCUUCCAUUGCUACAGAUGGGUUAGAAACCGAGUCACCUGGCAUCACUAUCUCCUCCUUUGUAACUGAAGCAACAUCUGUGGGUGUAGUAUCAGAUGUAACUGAACCAUCUGUAACCCCAAGUGUUACCAGUACUUCAAGCUUAGAUAAUACUUCCACCACAGAAUCAGUUCCCAGCUCUGGUGAACCUAUGCUAACUGAAGCUUCAGUUGCCACUGAAGAACCAGAGACUGAAGCUACAAUUGGCAUUAUUGUUGAUAUUACAAGUUCCCCUGCAGUUGCGUCUUCAUCAGUCACAAGUGUUACAGAAGAACCAUCAGCCACAGAAUCAGCCCUUACAGAACCCACUGAUUCUGGCUAUGCCACUGAGGCAACUAUUUCUGUGACAGAAUCUACCUCUGUUACUGAUGCUGAUGUACAAAUAAGUACAGAGAAGCCUGGAGUUACUGACAGCAUUGAAGGUCAAGUGACGACUAAAUCAACAGAAUCUACUUCAGAAUACCCAGGGUCUUCUGAAACAACUUCACUAGAGAUUCCAGUUUCAACAGAAGUAUCAUCACAAACUGCAUCAGAAGUACCAACAGAAGUAACAGAUAUUCCAGUUUCCACAGAAUUAUCUGCGGUUUCAACAUCAACAGAUGCCCAAGUUGAUGAGACAUCUACUGAUGCCCCAGUUGAAGUUGGUCAGACAGCUACUGAUGCCCCAGUUGAAGUUGGUCAGACAGCUACUGAUGCCCCAGUUAAUCAGACAUCUACUGAUGCCCCAAUUGAAGUUGAUCAGACAUUUACUGAUGCCCCAGUUGAAGUUGGUCAGACAUCUCCUGAUGUCCCAGUUGAAGUUGGUCAGACAGCUACUGAUGCCCCAGUUAAUCAGACAUCUACUGAUGCCCCAAUUGAAGUUGAUCAGACAUCUACUUAUGCCCCAGUUGAAGUUGGUCAGACAGCUACUGAUGCCCCAGUUAAUCAGACAUCUACUGAUGCCCCAGUUGAAGUUGAUCAGACAUUUACUGUGUCACCUGAAGCCCCAUUCCCCCCCUUCCCUGGUACAACAUCUUCUGUCUUCCCUAAGCCAGAAACCACCACCUGGAAACCAACAACUACCACUGAGCUCAUUAUUGGCCCAGGAGCUUGUGUCUUUGACGGUGAAGUAUACCUCUCUGCACAACAAAUCCCACGAGAUGACCCAUGUGACUUUUGUUUCUGCUUCCGUGGAGACAUCAUCUGCUUGCAACAGUCAUGUCCUCCACCCAUCCCUGGGUGUUAUGAAGAAGCAAUUCCUGGGUUCUGCUGCCCUCGUUAUGAAUGUCCAGUUACUCAGGCAGUGGUUAAUAUUACUACUACUACCACACCUAUUCCUACUUAUCCACCUGUCCAGAAGGUGGAAGAGUUCACUGUGUGCGAAAUUGGUGGUCGUUUCUACCAUCCUGGUGAGCUCGUAGAAGAAGCCUCCGGACCUUGUCUUGAGUGCAGGUGCGGAAAGGACGGCAUGAUGGAAUGCGAGCCCCGUGAGUGCCGGGCAGAACCUAUACUUCGUAAAAUCUUGGACACAAACGCCAAAUUAAUAUAAUCGGUGAAGUCCCUACAUCGAAGUGGCUUCCCGCUCUCAUGUCUACUACAUUCACCCUAUCCACGAGCGGUGACUCAGGAUUCACUCUGAAACACGUCGCUUGUGCUUCCUUGCUUGGCUCUGUGUCUUUAUACACUGAGUAUGGGAAAUGGCAUUAAACCAAUAUGUCGCAUGGUUAAUAUGACGUUGUUUCCAAAGGAGUGAAUGUGCCCAGUUUCUAUCAUAAGUAAUUCCCAUUUCUUUGAUCCCUUCCUGUAGCACUUAGGGUAGCUCUCCGUGACCAUAACGCUCAAACAGCAAGUCUGUGUUAAUAAAGAGAAGUGCGAGUCCUGAAUGAGGAGAGAUAAGUUAGUGUAACGGUAGUGCCAAUGUGUUCUGUAAGUGUCCCCUGUGUGUUGUAUGUGCCACAUCAGGUGCUUUUCUAUCAGAACAGCUUAGUCAGUAUUAUUCGGCAUACAGUAUUUUCAAUUAGUAUUUAUCUACUUUAGUCUCAUUUCAUAUAGCUCUCCUGUAUAUUUUUCGAUGGCAUUGACGCUCAUCUAUGUGGCAUUAUUCCAAUUCAUCUCUUGGUGGCAUUGAUAACACACAGACUUCUAGUUGGACUGAUACAUGCUUUAUAGAGUCGACGAGUUAGAGGUUAGGAAGCUUAUUUUCAUGUGAUUGUGCCUAUUCAGAUGCAUUCCUCCCUUGUUCAGUUAAAUGAACAGGGUCUUGAAAUCUGCUUACAACCUUUCAGUAAUCUCAACAUUUCAUUACACCAAUGCAAAGUAUUUAACAUACUAAUUAUGCUUCGAGAAUGAUCAAAUAAUAUGGAGAGAAAUGAUACGCUUGCUACUUCACAUGUAAGACAAAAAUUGCAAAGAAUACUAACAUUAUAGGUUACUCCCGUCGACUGCUUUACAUAUCAGGAGAGUAGUUGUCAGUGAACUCCCUGGCUUGCUAGAACUGGCUUCCUUAAACAUUAACACUCUGUGAAGCUAACUAGGCUUGAUAUAAUAAAUUAGUAUAGAUUACCUUUUGGGCAUUAAAGUGAAAUUAUCUCAUAAAACCGGUGUGAUAAUUGGCAUUAGAUUUAGCUUGGAGCAGGAGUAACUUACCUUUUAAAAGACUUGGUUACACUAAAAUUUGUGCGAUAAUGGCCGGUAAUCCAACAAUGCACAUUAAAUGGAUCAUGUUAGCUUUAACAGAUAAUUAUCGGCAGCUGGUGAUUAAAAUGUAUUUACUAUGGAAUACUGACAUGCUGUGUGUGCUACCAAAUCUGCUGUAGCAAGUACUUUUAGGUACCUAGCUAGAGAGUACUAUCCAGAGUAAUUUAUUCAUAUCAUGCAGUUUAUUUGAAUGCGCAAUCAGGAACCACUGUACUCUGGUGAUUGCUGAAAGUUGCAUCCUUAUGGAUUUUUUUAUAGCAUCUCGCUAACUCGUUUAAAUUGGUCCUUUUCUGUAAUAGGUGCCAAACCACUCUGUCAAUAUGUCUUAGUCAAGGCGGCCAAAUACUUGAACUGCACUAAAAAAAAUAUUUUUUCUUUCUUUUUCGUAUACUGUAUACGCAAAUGUGAUAUAAAACACCGUAGUAGAUCCUAAAUAUGGAAGUUAGAACAGCUAGAUAUGAAAUUCCUAGACCAGUAAAUUGCAAUAUAACCCUCUUCUUUUCUGGUAACAUUGUAAAAUACAUAUACUGGCAUAUAUAUACAUUUAUAAAUUUGCAGGCAUAUUAUAUAUAUAUAUAUAUAUAUAUAUAUAUAUAUAUAUAUAUAUAUAUAUACAUACACAUAUGCAUAUAUAUACUUAUAUAUAUAUAUGUGUGUACAUAUAUAUACAUAUGUAUACAUACAUAUACAUAUAUAUAUUUAUAUAUAUAUAUAUACAUAUACAUAUAUAUACAUAUAUAUUUAUAUAUAUACAUAUAUAUAUACACACACACACACACACACAUAUAUAUAUAUACACGAAGAUAAACGUUACUAACACAAUAUAUGAUUAAAUGGCUGCACCUGUUGUGCAGAUUAGUUUUCAAAUGGACUAUUCAUGAGUGAAAGAAAUGACCCAAAUCUAGUGCCUUUCAAGAUUUCUGCCAUGUCACCUUGGAUAUCACUUGCCUGAGAUUUCUGAGCUCAACUGCAAGGAAUGAUUUGCCGGUGAUUGCCAGGGUGUUGCGCCUAUGGGAAUAAGGCUGGCAUGUGUAAUAUUAUAGACAUUAGAGCCUUUCCAUGGACACGGCUGCCAGAGCAAGUCUCUGAUAUCAGGACGUCUCCAUAGUUAAUUCCACCAACGGAUCUAAAUCUGAAUGUUAGAUGUUUUGGUAAUAUUUACUAAAAAAAAUAUGCAACUCUUUGGCAGGACUAAUUUUUUUUCCCCAUUACUUAGUAGUAACACAAUUAUUAUCAUCAACUGACAUUCAGAUAUAUCCGUCUCAUUUCUUUCGGUGGAUUUUAAAGCAUGUAUGUGUUACGUGCACUCAACUAGAUUUUAGAUUAGAACUGCCAUGGUCAAGUCACUGCCGUGGAUUAUACACCUGCAGUGACUAUGGUAUUGCGCAGUUCAGUGUCCAAGAAACAGUAUUCUUGAAAAUGUGAUUAUAUUUAAGCACAUUUGUAUUAUUUAUUCUGAGGUAGCAUUCCUCUAUGCAUUUACAAUUAGUUUUUUUUUCUUUUCUUUUUUUUUGCCUGUACAGCUAUUUCAUCUGUAGUGAAGAAUAUUGUACCCAAUCUAAGCUUUUUUAUUUGUAUAAAAUGUGAAUAAAUAUAGAAAGCCAA
Messenger RNA from Penaeus indicus, 9735 nucleotides. Its product is annotated as mucin-2-like. Gene Ontology annotation, cellular component: extracellular region. NCBI's taxonomy places the organism in Eukaryota, Metazoa, Arthropoda, Malacostraca, Decapoda, Penaeidae. The transcript is spliced from 19 exons. The record is from RefSeq and is a predicted model, not a curated record. The coding region runs from base 131 to 6982 and encodes 2283 amino acids. Gene Ontology annotation, molecular function: protein binding.